CAAAGGCGACGCUUCUGCGCUCAGGUCUAUAAGUUACGUGUUCUGGACAUCUCAAUGAUGUAUAUGAUACAUUAAUCUUUGGGAAAUCUGUUGCAUGAUGUGGUGUGGUAGCCCUGGUAUAACUGCGUCAGGCCUGGGUAUCGUAUCUCUGUAUAGUGCUGUCUUGCGGUGUGCCGCGCCUAUGCUUGGAUUCGCGUGGCAUAUACGGACGAAUCAUUUGCUGUAGGUGUGGUUCGAUGUCGUGUGUUUGAUCGUAAUAAAAAAAGUUGAUUCUAGCUUAGACAAGAAGAGACGGGAGAGGGACGAGAAUGGCUGGAAGAUUACCUGCGUGUGUUAUUGAUGUGGGGACCGGGUAUACUAAACUAGGCUUCGCCGCAAAUAAAGAGCCUCAGUUUAUUAUUCCUUCCGCAAUUGCUAUUAAAGAAUGUGCCAAAGUUGGUGACCAGGCUAUUAGACGACUGACAAAAGGAGUGGAAGAUCUUGAUUUUUAUAUUGGCGAUGAAGCAUUUGAAGCCACUGGUUAUGCAGUUAAAUAUCCUGUUCGUCAUGGAUUAGUGGAAGACUGGGACUUAAUGGAGAGAUUUUUGGAACAGUGUAUAUUCAAGUACCUUCGAGCUGAACCAGAAGACCAUUAUUUUCUUCUCACUGAACCCCCACUUAACACACCAGAAAAUCGAGAAUAUACUGCAGAAAUUAUGUUUGAAUCUUUCAAUGUUCCUGGUCUUUAUAUUGCUGUUCAAGCUGUAUUGGCUUUAGCAGCAUCUUGGGCUUCAAGGUCUGUAGUUGAAAGAACUUUAACAGGAAUUGUGGUUGAUAGCGGUGAUGGAGUCACUCAUGUUAUUCCUGUGGCUGAGGGGUAUGUGAUUGGAAGUUGUAUAAAGCAUAUUCCAAUUGCUGGACGCAAUAUCACAUAUUUUAUUCAGUCGCUUCUUAGAGAACGUGAAAUUGGAAUUCCACCAGAGCAAUCUUUGGAAACUGCAAAAACAAUCAAAGAAAAGUUUUGUUAUAUUUGCCCUGAUAUAGCCAAAGAGUUUGCCAAAUAUGAUGGUGAUUCUUCUAAAUGGAUCAAAAAGCAUGAAGGAAUUAAUUCUGUUACAAAAAGUCCAUUUGUUGUUGAAGUUGGAUAUGAACGUUUUCUUGGGCCAGAAAUUUUUUUUCAUCCUGAGUUUUCAAAUCCAGACUUUACCACUCCCCUUUCAGAGAUAGUGGAUACUGUUAUUCAGAAUUGUCCAAUUGAUGUUCGGAGACCUUUAUACAAUAAUAUAGUUCUGUCUGGAGGAUCAACUAUGUUUCGGGACUUUGGACGAAGACUUCAAAGGGAUAUUAAAAGAACUGUGGAUUCUCGGUUGAAGCUCAGUGAGACACUGAGUGGUGGUAGAAUUAAGCCCAAACCAAUUGAUGUACAAGUCAUUUCUCAUCAUAUGCAACGAUAUGCUGUUUGGUUUGGUGGAAGCAUGCUAGCAUCAACUCCUGAAUUCUACCAGGUGUGCCAUACUAAAGCUGCUUAUGAAGAAUAUGGGCCUAGCAUAUGUCGUCAUAAUCCAGUUUUUGGUACUAUGACAUAAUUUUAAUAUUUAAGCAUUUAUAAUUAUUAUUAUUAUUGUUUGGUUCUAGAGACAGUGAUGACAUGAAUUAAUUUCCCAAAGUUUAGGUCAAUAACAAAUACUCCCUAUCCUAAAAACCAAAUUACAGUGAAACUUCAUUUAUACGUUUUUCAGGGGACUGAAGGGGAAUAUGUAUUAGUGAGAACAACGUGAAUUGAGAAUGAGAAAAAUCUGAGUGCAAUAUAAAAAUUCAAUAUUUAGACAGUAUUAUUGUGUGAGAAAAAGAAAUGGAUAUAAUAUUCUCAAUGCAUAACAUUUUGAAAAAAAAAGUUCCACUUUUGAAAGAGUCUGACCUUACAAUAAGACCAUUUGCUUUUCUCUGCGUCUCCAGUGUAAAUUUCGCUCUCAAAAUGUUACAAUUGCCCAUAUUACUUGAUUCUCCCAUAUUUCAUACAAAUAGGCCUAAUAUUUGCUGUGCAAUGUUGGCCAAGAUUACGUAAAGCUGCUCCGGGCAACACAUUAUGCAAAGCCAUAGGGAUCAGAGAGUAUUGUGGAACAUUAGUGGGCACUAGCAUCAUUAUACUUGUACCCUAUGGUUUUGUUCAGUCUCCACUGUUCCUAUCACGUUUAAGUGGAAGGCUAAUAUGCCUUGUGUACCAACAAAAUUAAACAACCUGAACACUGGACAUAACACGGAUUCCUUUCUCUAGGAUGAUGUAAUCAUUCUCACUUACUAAUCAUUGAUUCCGGUAUAUUGUCAGUUCUUUUAUUAUGGACAUACUAGCAAGAAAACAAAUGGUGUAAAAUUAAUUCCUGAAAUAAUUUAACAAUGGCGGUAUAGAAAUUUAGCUAGGACUUAAAACAACAGGACAUAUAUGUAAUAAACGUAUAAAUGCAAAAUGUAUAAAUGGAGUUUGUUAUAAAACGGAAAUUGUGAAACAUUCAAGAACAUUCUGGAAAAUGUAGAUUAAUAAUGGAAUCAGUGUAUUAUCUUCAGUAUGAAGCUGAAGGAAACUGUCACGGUCCCCUAUGGAUGUAAUUUACACAACGGGGAAUGAUUUUGUAAACAUUAAAAAGAAAUCUGUAAAAUUAUACUAUACAAGAAACAGUGAUUCUAGUGACCUUUUGGUUAUGAGUAGAGUGUAAUGUUCACUUUUCUAAGACACCCCUUCCCCUUGGUUACCUCCUAACAAAAUACUAAAGGGUGACAAGGAUCAUAGUGAUGAAAAUGCAUUAAGGAAGCGGAGAUAAAGACAAAUUUUUGGCGUAUUUAUUACAGAAAUAGCACACAAUUCAAUAUUGCUUGUGUGAACCCCAGUUACAGGAUCCACGAAGUGAUGAGAGUGGUUCUCUGUUUUGUGAAUGACAUUAGUUUGAUGAAAACAGUACUAAAAUAUUACGGACAUGCAAUAAAAAAUAGUGUUCAUAAGGCAGCUACUCUGAACUGCCUCCCUAAAUGACUUCCAAUGUUGUUUUCUGGCAUGAAAAUAUUCCAAAGGAGUAAUCCUUUGGAAUAUUUUGCAGUUUGAGCAGUGAGGCUCCUUGCACACAAAGGGACUUUCCACCUGAACAAGUUGAUGAUUCAACAUCCGCCCAACAGGUGUCAGUUCUGUCAAGACAAUUGUCAAUAGCUGCAUUAAAUUGAACCUCACAUCUUGAAUACUCAAAUAUGCACACAAAACCAAAAAGUAAAACCUGGAAAAAUAUACAUGAUUGCACUGUCAUGUGGCAAUGAGUAAAAUCCAUAGUUGGUAUCUUCCAUGUUAAAGAAAAAGGAAAGAAAGAAAGAAAUGUUUAAUGGGUGGCAAGGCUGAAACCAUUUGGCCUGUUCUUCUGCCUGACCACGUGCAAAGAAUGGGGAUCAUUUAUGAGCCAGUGAACGCUGCACUUCACUCAUAACCAACAGAUCGCAAGAAAACCUAUUAUUCUUCCCUGUUUUGUUUUGCACAAUUUGUUGUUAAUACAUUAUUUUAACCUGGAGAAUGUUUUGGUAUUCAACAAAUUCAAAAAAGAAAAUCAGGUCUCCAAUACGUAAACAGAGGGUUUGACAUUAUCUGGAAAUGUCACACAAUUUUCAAGGAAUGUUUGUUUUUGUGUAAAAUUUUCUUUAUAAAUCUGCUAGUUUCUUCAACAUAUUGAUGCAUUCCACUAGGCAUGAUAGGAGAAGCUGCACAAGAUUGAAUGAAUUCUUAUUGAGACAUGUCUUACAACACCUCAUUACCCCUAGACUCGUGGACAUUAUGUGCAAUUGAAGAGAUUUUUCCAUGUUAAAAUACAAGAGAAGUGAAUCUGGAUUAAUAAUUUCUGAAUGAGACUUUGCUAUUAUAAGGAAGGAUGUUAUGAAAAUAUCUUCCUAUUGACAUGUGCUGCUAAAUUGUAGGUAAAAGUUCUGGCUGUAUAAAAAAUGUGCUUAUUAGCAUGUAACCUGGUUGUUGUAAUGACAUCAAAUCACUGCAAUUCUUAAAAUUUGGCACUAAAUCUUGUACGUGUGAAACCGAAAGUUACAACACCAAUUAAUUAAUUCUUUCAAUACAUGAUACAUGAUCCGAUUUUUUGUGUACCCUAAGUGUCAGUUUUUGUGUAAGUCAAAUUGUAUUUACAAACAAUAUUUGUUUGUUGGUUAGGGCAAUGACUGAAAUUCCAGCUGAAGAAAGGCUACUCAUAAGAGAAUUUUCAAAUAUAAUUUACUUUUAUCUCUUCAGGGGCUGAGUUAUUAUUUGAGUAAAAUCCCACAUUUCCUUUUUUAUCUGAAUACUUAAAUGUAAAAGUAACCUUUGCUCUUUUUUUUUUUUCCUCAAAAUGUUUCCACAAUUUGUCUGUCUCUGUCACUGCUCUUCACUCCUAUCUGGAAGUUUUUGUUUUUUCAUGGUGCAUUUGGCAUUUGUUGUAAAGAGUUUUUACUAUGCAGGACACUUUUGACUUUUUUAGCCAAUAUUCUUUGUUGUUUUGAGACUUUGUUUCAGAAUUGUUGCUUCAACUCGUGACUAUUGUCUGUUCAUUAUAGCAUUUGUUUUCUGACCAAAUCCUUACUGUCAUUAAUUUCUUUUCUUAUUCAGCUUUGAAUAAAGCGAUAAUUGUUUUUUGGGCGCAUAUUCUUGUUUAAUAUUAUCUUGAAUAAUUAUUCACUUCAGAAAUCUAAACUACCAAUCAUGAUGUAGUACCUGUAGCACCUUUGUACUUAGUAAAUCUAUACUGUGCAUUUUAAUACAGAUAAUCAUUGACUUAUCAAAAGAAAUACAUUUGCAUUUGUGAAAUUCAAAACAGGUCAGUGCCAAAUUUUACGAAUCUCCUAUUAACCUUUUGUAACCACCAUCAGUUCCAUUAUUUUUUAUUAUAAUUAUUUUUCUUGUAUACAAAGAGGUAGUGUGAUGCAUUGAAGGGUAUGUACAGUAUGUUCAUAAAUUAAGAGAUGCAAAGAAUAUAUGGGGGCCUGAGACAAUAUUGUGCCAGAGAACUUGAAUAUUUUAUGGUACAGUGUAUCUUAUUCCAUUUGAAGUUUUGCAUAAAUUCCAACUUUACAAUUUUUGAAAAUAGACUAGUUUGUAAAAUAUUUUGUUAUUGCUUGUAUUUUAUUAAUUCUAUGCUCAUGUUUUGUGCUUCUGUAUUAUUGAAUUAGAUUAAGUAUUUUCAUUUACAUUUUUAUAUCUUAUUAUUGAUAGUUUAUAUUAUUAACCAGCAUAGCCAGCUGAAGUUUUAGCGUUCUAAAUGAAAUUUGUUACAGUGAAGAAAAGUUGAGAAAUUUCAUGUUUUUAAAUCAUGUUAAAUCAUCAUUUUCUUUGAUUUUAGAACCUCUCAAAUUCAUUCAUUGUAAAAAUUAUGUAUAUACACAUGGAUAUCAUACGUACAUCAUGUUUCAGUUGUUUGCUUAUUGUGUUAGUAGGAUGACAAUAUCUCUGCUAGCAUAAUAUUUUCUUUUUCUUUAGUUCAUCUGCAUCAUGAAAACAUUUCAUUUUCAAUUGUGAUAAUUUGGGAAAUAGAUAUAAUCAAGAAAUUCCUUGUGUGUGCAAAAUUCAAAAUCGCAAAUAUUUAUAUAGUAUAAAAAAAAUUAGGAAAUUUCUUGUUCUGUACUGUUUACUCCAGUUCAUUAUUCAGUUUCUGAUACAAAAGUUACUUUUGAGUUCAAAUAUUUAUGCUUUCUAAAUUUGUUUUAAGCUGUUUAUUCUUAACAGCUUCAAUUCUAUUUUUGUAAAGUUUGAUAAAUUAAUUAGAAAACGG
Gryllus bimaculatus (two-spotted cricket) is the source of this 5759-nucleotide messenger RNA. NCBI's taxonomy places the organism in Eukaryota, Metazoa, Arthropoda, Insecta, Orthoptera, Gryllidae. The record is from the annotation of a GenBank genome assembly.